Messenger RNA from Nematocida minor, 762 nucleotides. RefSeq lists its product as uncharacterized. The transcript has a single exon. Bases 1 to 762 code for a protein of 253 amino acids. NCBI's taxonomy places the organism in Eukaryota, Fungi, Microsporidia. Gene Ontology annotation, molecular function: nucleic acid binding; zinc ion binding. The record is from RefSeq and is a predicted model, not a curated record.
AUGCUUAAUAACAUGUUGCACGAGACAGUCUUGGAGCUGCCCGAAAUCGCAGACAAUUUGCUUAUUAAAGAAAUCUCGGAAAUAAGCGAAGACCAGUCGAUUUGCAGCGACAUAGAAAAUGAAAUAUAUGCGCUAGUGCACUUUGGGAGCUCAAAGAGCCACACGAUAACGCACCUCAAGAAGCUGCAGCCCGUAGAAAGCAGCAGAUACUUCCAGUGCACAACUGUCUGCUACAGAUGCAACCAAACAGGCCACAUGGCAAGAGACUGCGUAAAGUCUCCCCAGACGUGUUUCCUGUGCAACAAAACAGACCACAAAAAAUCAAAUUGUCCAAAAUACAUUUGCAGAAAGUGCAAGCGCAUGGGCCACAACGAAACAGCGUGUAACUCUGCGCAGCAGAAGAGGGUAGAAUGCUCCCACUGCUACAGCAGAAGCCACCAGGUAAAUGUUUGCCCUAUGAGCACGCAGUCUCAAAAAAGCACAGAAAUAAAACUUUGCAAUGGCUGCGGAUCAAAGAAGCAUUUUUUAUCAGAGUGUCCAAAUGUACAGCAGAAAAGACUUUCGCAGCCCAGCAACAAAUCCAGCGCCAAGAAAGUAGCACUAAAAACAGAAAAAACAGAAAGUUUGGAGACAAAAGAGCCCUCCAGAGACUCUAAAAAAACAAAAGAAAAGAAAAACAAAAAAGAAGAGCCAAGCAGAAGAGAAAAGGAAAAAGAAGAAGACGCUCCUAAAAAAGGAAAAAAGAAGAACACCAAGAAGUAA